AGAGAAUGCGCUCGCUCGCUCUUCCUGUGUUACCGCCCUUGGGCUGAGUGAGACAUCAAGCUCUGAAGACAUCGCAUUCACUGGAAAGACAGGCGUUAUUUGGAGACUCCUUAUUUAGGUCCAAUUAGCAGGAAGCCUCUUCCCGGUCCGGAGCGGUGAGCUUGAGAGGGAACAUUGCGGCUGUGAUCUGCUGUUCAGUGUUGCUUAGCAAGUCAUAGCUGGCACCAUGGCGUUGUCAUUCAAGAAGGACCUGGAGAAGUACAAGGACCUCGACGAAGAUGAAAUCCUCAACAAGUUGUCGGCGGAGGAGCUCAAGCAGCUGGAGACGGCACUGGAAGAGAUGGACCCUGAGAACGCUCUUCUCCCAGCCGGCUUACGUCAGAAGGACCAGACGGGCAAGCAAGCUACAGGGUCAUUUAACCGGGAAAGCCUUCUGAAGUACCUGGAGAAGGAAGCCAUGGAGUACAAGGACAGAGAGGAUAUACUGCCCUUCACAGGGGAGAGAAAAGGUAAAGCGUUUGUUCCAAAGCAGAAACCAAUAGAAACACGCCAGGAAGAAAUCACAACCCUUGAUCCGGAAUUAGAGGAAGCCCUAUCCAGCGCCACAGAUACAGAACUGUGUGACCUAGCAGCGAUCCUCGGUGUUCACACGCUGGUCACCAGUAGCCAGUCAUACGAUGCAUCGAAAGACGGUUACAACAAUGUGAUCAAAGGGGAGAAGAUGACCCCGGUGUUUGACGAGCCCCCCAAUCCCACCAAUGUGGAAGAGACUCUGCAGCGGAUAAAAAACAACGACAGCUCCCUAACGGAGGUCAACCUGAACAACAUCAAGAACAUUCCAAUCCCCACGCUGAAGGACUUCGCUAAAGCCUUGGAAAAAAACACGCACGUCAAAAAGUUCAGCCUGGCAGCAACACGGAGUAACGACCCGAUCGCUGUGGUGUUCGGCGACAUGCUACGAGAGAACAAGACGUUGCAGAGUUUGAACCUGGAGACCAACUUUAUCACCGGGGCGGGGGUGCAGGCUUUGGUGGAUGCAUUGCGAGACAACGACACCCUCACAGAGAUCAAGAUAGACAACCAGAGGCAGCAGCUGGGUACUACUGUAGAGAUGGAGAUUGCUAAAAUGUUGGAAGAGAACAACAGCAUCGUGAAGUUUGGCUACCAUUUUACCCAACAAGGACCUCGCUCCAGAGCUGGGCAAGCUAUCACCAAGAACAACGACCUGGUACGCAAGAGGCGAGUGGAAGCGGACCAGUAGGGACGGAGCCCACGCCGCCUCCCAGCCAAUCCUCUCGUUUCAUCUCACCACGUGGAAUAAUUUCAGUCGAUGCCCUGGUCUCAUCUCACUGUGUGGAAACUUAAGUCUUGUGCCAAACUGUGGGGCAAGGCGCGCUCAACCAGAACAUACAUCUGAGAAGAAGGGAAAUAACUGGAAUUGCCCUCCCCCAUUUAUAUGUCCAUGCUUAUGUUUAUUGUUAUUGACGGUGUAAAUCGGAUUAGCUUUUAGUCAUGUUUUUUUGGCGCCUUUAUGUAAUCUGUCCGGACUUUUCUCUUUUUGUUUUCCUUUUCUAUUAAACUGUAAUCGUGUGGAAUAAACAUGCACAUUACCAAGUAACAACAACUGCUCAGUAUAAACGAUAACUAACAUCGAUUCAGCCGUGUACGCAGUGCUAGUGUGAGGCCUUCGCUCCCAGUGGAGUUCCUCUGUUCAACCAGCAGAAUUGGACAUUAGAACAUUAGAGACGCAAUUGACUUCAGCACCAGGGAGUGACGUGAAGCAAAGUCCCACCAGUCUGUUAAAACCACAGCUCACUGGCAGAAUGCAGGCAGUCAUUAGGCGACAUAAAUAACCACGUGAUCAGAUCACCAUUUAUUGUUGUUGCCUUGUAAAGCCAGCUUGACUGGUGUAUCUAACAGUUACGUCUGUGUGUGUUGGCCUCUAAUCAGUUACUGACUUUUAACACCGUACGCAUCGGCACAUACGGUUUUAUAUAAUGAAACUUUUAUUCUAACUUAAGGUCUUUUUCAAAUUCCUGGGCCGGUUAUUCUGAUGGCUUUUGUCCCUUUAACAGGAAACCAUAACUAGGUGUGUAUAUUUUGGAUGAAGUAAAAUUGGGACUAUGCUUUUAAAGUAACCGGAUAUUAGCUGUAGAGCAGAGGAAGCCUGUUGUUAAAUGUCCAUACAACACGCAGGGUUUCUCUGCUGCUUGACCACGCCAAACACACGCUAGUGUGUAACCAUGUGGUUAUCGGUUCAGGUUCUGGCUUCGUCAGCUUCAGUCAUUUCCUGGCAGUAUUCACACCAACCGCAAUCAACAGCAAUUUUUAGAUCACAUUAUGCCAUUACAUUUUGUCUUAUUCCCGUUCUUCGGGGUCAUUUGUUAUAAAGUAUGUUGUUCAGCAAGUAGACGUUUACUACUUGCAAAGCUUUUCUGUUUUUCUUCCCCGAACAACUUGUAAAAUGUUUCCCCCCCGAUAGACAAUCGGCUUAAAUUUCUCCUUUCUCUGCCUCUGUCCACUCAUUCCCUCACAGCAGCAUCUCAGCAGGAGCCUGUCGUUCAUUAUGUAACCGAUGACAACAUGCUAUGCGUGCCUCUAACCGAACCUCCUGAGAUACACUGCGCUGCUUGCGAUGGCUUUAACAGGACUAAUUCAGGAUUACUUGAAACUUGUAUAUACACACGGUUUUAUGUGUAAUAGGAACAAUAUGCUGGCAUGAUCAUCACCUGUGAACAUCGUGUUUCUAUCGACCAAAAACGUUAUUUCAUAUUAACAGGAUCACAUCCCGUGGACAAGAGUUAUACUGCUGAGUUCAAUAUGUGUUUUUUUUUUUAUAUACAUCUGUGUACUCGGUGCAUGGUCAUAUCUGCUAGUAUUUCGUCUUGUUUUCACAUUACUGCUUUGCCGGUGGACAGUCAGCUAAAGUGUAAAAGUGCUUCUUUGCCUGGGCUCAACACAAGUAUUCUUUGAUUCAUAAUAUGUAUAUUGAUUAUAAAAUGUCAUCUCAAAGUGAACACACAGAGACAAACACAUUUUUUUCCACCUUAAAUAAAAACCCAGGUCUAGACUCAACAUAAGGAAUUUGUGCUGUUAUAAAACCACAGGACUGGUAAAACGCACUGGUGAAUAUAAGAUAUGCUCAACAAUAAAUGUUUUUACAUGCUC
Messenger RNA from Gasterosteus aculeatus aculeatus (three-spined stickleback), 3168 nucleotides. It is a transcript of the gene tmod2, whose product is annotated as tropomodulin 2. Gene Ontology annotation, biological process: muscle contraction; actin filament organization; myofibril assembly. Gene Ontology annotation, cellular component: cytoskeleton; myofibril; striated muscle thin filament. Gene Ontology annotation, molecular function: tropomyosin binding. The record is from RefSeq and is a predicted model, not a curated record. NCBI's taxonomy places the organism in Eukaryota, Metazoa, Chordata, Actinopteri, Perciformes, Gasterosteidae.